AAAGAGACGCGAGUGCGCGCUUACGAAUCAGAUCUUUUCUGUCCUGCCGGUGGUACAUUUAUGCAACAGCGGAGGUGCUGUAACUGUUUUUAGGACUCCGUCUUCUCCUCAAACCGCUCGCUCCGUAGCAGCAACAAUGUUCGAGGCCCGGCUGGUCCAAGGCUCCAUUCUGAAGAAGGUUCUGGAGGCGCUGAAGGAUCUGAUUACGGAGGCCUGCUGGGACGUCAGCUCCUCCGGGAUCUCCCUGCAGAGUAUGGACUCCUCUCACGUCUCCCUGGUGCAACUCACCCUGCGGAGUGACGGCUUCGACUCCUACCGCUGCGACAGGAACCUGGCUAUGGGAGUCAACCUCAGCAGUAUGUCAAAGAUCCUGAAAUGUGCAGGGAAUGAAGACAUCAUCACGCUCAGAGCUGAAGACAAUGCGGACACACUCGCUCUCGUCUUUGAGACACUGAACCAAGAGAAAGUCUCAGAUUAUGAGAUGAAGUUGAUGGAUUUGGAUGUGGAGCAGCUUGGCAUUCCAGAGCAAGAGUACAGCUGUGUGGUCAAAAUGCCUUCUGGAGAGUUUGCGCGCAUUUGCCGUGACCUGUCUCAGAUUGGAGAUGCUGUCAUGAUCUCCUGUGCCAAGGAUGGGGUCAAGUUCUCUGCUUCAGGAGAGCUGGGCACCGGAAACAUUAAGUUGUCCCAGACCAGCAACGUGGACAAAGAGGAUGAGGCGGUCACAAUUGAAAUGAAUGAGCCUGUUCAGCUCAUCUUUGCCCUUAAUUACCUGAACUUCUUCACCAAGGCCACUCCUCUGUCCAAGACUGUCACCCUCAGCAUGUCUGCAGACAUUCCCCUCGUGGUUGAAUACAAGAUUGCAGAUAUGGGACACAUCAAAUAUUAUUUGGCACCGAAGAUUGAUGAAGAGGCUUCUUAAACUUCGUUCAUAGCAGACCAAAAGGGGGAAGCGGCAUGCAGGACUUGUCGAGUGAGGAAAUAGCUGAGCUGACGGCAUCACUUGGAGGCACCUGCCCUCCUGAGUGUCUGUCUUAAUAGAGGUGAAGCUCUGACUCUAAAGACGUGUUCAUCGAUGUUGACUGUGGCUCAAGGCAAACUUCAGCACUUCUCCUGUUCACGCCUCCUGUGUGGUGUUUCCUUUGGGCCCAUUUUGGAAAAGCCAAUUUCAAGAAUCCAACUGUAGAUAUGAAUUUGUAAAUACUUUGUGUGGUGUAGCAUUGUUGGUCAACCCCACUUCUUUUUGUAUUCAUGGGUUCAGCAAUCCACAAUAAAUCCAGUUUUGUUUU
Thalassophryne amazonica is the source of this 1286-nucleotide messenger RNA. It is a transcript of the gene pcna, whose product is annotated as proliferating cell nuclear antigen. Gene Ontology annotation, molecular function: DNA binding; DNA polymerase processivity factor activity. Gene Ontology annotation, biological process: mismatch repair; translesion synthesis; regulation of DNA replication. The transcript is spliced from 6 exons. The coding region runs from base 137 to 919 and encodes 260 amino acids. The record is from RefSeq and is a predicted model, not a curated record. NCBI's taxonomy places the organism in Eukaryota, Metazoa, Chordata, Actinopteri, Batrachoidiformes, Batrachoididae. Gene Ontology annotation, cellular component: PCNA complex.